AUGUGUAAACGAGCAAGGCUUCCAAACAGUUUUGUAGUCGGCGUGGAAAUCAAUGUAAACAGCUAUCAAAAAGAGCCAAAAAUUUUCCCAAUACCUUUUGAAAAUACCUGUCUGAAAGAAGCAUGGCUCAGUGAUUUGGAUAAUUCAUACACUUCGGACACCAUAUUUUACCUGGAUGGCAUGACCAUGGAAAUUAACUCUUCUUUUGAAAGUGCAUUACAUUUUUGUGUUGAAACUUGUAGCUUAAUCGGAUUCGAAUUCGAAUUUGAAAUCACCAUUGAGGACAUUGAUCCGUUAUACAAAAUUACAGACAGGUUCUUGAUCGAUGCAUUACAAAAGAAGAUUAAAGAAUAUAUUGCUGCUGCUUUAACUCCUGAGAAGGCCGCUGAAACUCUCUUUGAAACUGUUCAUUGCUGGCCUGAGCUUAAAGAGGAAGUAAUGAAAUAUGUGGUCGAAAACUUUAAUGAUGUGUUUAAGUCAUCGGGAUACCAAAAAUUCUGCAAGAAUCCUGACGAUUGUCCUUUAUUUCAUGAGCUUAAUACCGAAAUAUUUUGUUUAAUUUCAUGGAAUCUUAACCUUUUCAUUAUUGAAAGUUAG
Messenger RNA from Ambispora gerdemannii, 597 nucleotides. The record is from the annotation of a GenBank genome assembly. NCBI's taxonomy places the organism in Eukaryota, Fungi, Glomeromycota, Glomeromycetes, Archaeosporales, Ambisporaceae.